GAAUGCGGGGUUUCCUCCCAACUCCUUUUUUCGCUGGGUUUUUAGGGUCAUGGACAGUUUGUGCCUUUUUUUAGCCAGUUAUUAUCCUGGCCAUUGGGUAACAGCUGCUGCUGCUCAUUUAAACAGCCCACGUCCUCAGGGCAGCGGGAGACCACGCUGCGUUGAACUCAGCGACCAGGUCACAGACCCCUCAGGCCUGGGUGUUCUCAUCUGUGUCAGCAGCAUUGGACAAAGCCCUCUCAGAGGCAGCUGAUGGAAGAGACAGGGAGGUACAAAACAGUCCAGGAAAGAGACGAAAGCUCACUUCCCUGCCCUGGGGACCUGCCAUUCACACAGAGGCGCAUGGCCGAGGCAGCAGCUUCUUUCUGCCAAGUCCAGGGCUCUAAUGACGCUGCGUCCUUUAUAAUCCAUAAUUCAAGUGCGGUGAACCCACUGGGAUGACUCAGUUUGAACAUAUAUUCCUCCCCAGGUCUGCCCCAUCUUAAGAGUGGAGAGCCUAGAAGAGAAAUUAAGGGACUCAUCAGGUUCUGAGCUGCUGCUGGAUAUUUUGCAGAAGACCGUGAAGCAUCCUCUGUGCAUGAAGCAUCCACCCUCAGUGAAGUAUGCCUGGAGUUUUCUCUCAGAGCUCAUCAGAAAGCACGAGGCUAUCCACACGGAGCCUUUGGACGAGCUGUACGAGGCGUUGGCGGAGGUCCUGACGGCCGAGGAGCCCACCCAGUGCCACCGGAGCUACCUGCUGCCCUCCGGGGACUCUAUCACACUCUGCGAGAGCACGGCCAUCAUUUCCCACGGCACCACGGGCCUGGUCACGUGGAAUGCCGCGCUUUACCUGGCAGAGUGGGCCAUGGAGAACCCAGCGGGCUUUGCUCAUAGGACUGUCUUAGAGCUUGGCAGUGGAGCCGGCCUCACGGGCCUGGUCAUUUGCAAGAUGUGCCGGCCCAGAGCAUACGUCUUCAGCGACUGUCACAGCCAUGUCCUCGAGCAGCUCCAAGGGAACGUCCUUCUCAACGGCCUCUCAUUGGAGCCAAAUGUCGCCGCCCUGGCCCAGCACCCAGAACACGACACCGCCGAUGCAGAGAGCCCCAGGGUGAUGGUGGCCCGGGUGGACUGGGAUGUUGUGACGGUCCCUCAGCUUGCUGCCUUCCAGCCGGACAUCAUCAUUGCCGCAGAUGUGCUAUAUUGCCCAGAAACUGUCCUCUCCCUGGUCGGGGUCCUGCAGAAGCUCUCUGCCUGCCAGAAGGACCAGCGGGUUCCUGACGCCUACGUUGCCUUCACCAUCCGCAACCCGGAGACAUGUCAGCUGUUCACCACGGAGCUGGGCCGGGCUGGAAUCCCGUGGGAAGAAGUGCCUCGUCACGACCAGAAACUGUUUCCCUACGAAGAGCACUCGGAGAUGGCAAUUCUGAAACUAAUGCUGUAGAUUUAUAAAUGGUUUUGAAGAAUAAUGUGAAAAUUAAAUCACUGUUCUGGAAAGAAUGUGAUAAAACUUGCACUGGACUUGAAUGUUUGAAGAAUGUUAAAUUCUGAAUCGGGAACCACAAACUGUUCGAAUAAAAUAUAAACUGUU
Molecule: messenger RNA, 1567 nt
Organism: Aethalodelphis obliquidens (Pacific white-sided dolphin)
Lineage: Eukaryota; Metazoa; Chordata; Mammalia; Artiodactyla; Delphinidae
Gene: EEF2KMT
Product: eukaryotic elongation factor 2 lysine methyltransferase
Exons: 8
Coding region: 578-1420 (280 amino acids)
Cellular component (GO): protein-containing complex
Source: RefSeq, a predicted model, not a curated record